This is a messenger RNA of Vitrella brassicaformis, 6637 nucleotides long. The record is from the annotation of a GenBank genome assembly. Lineage: Eukaryota; Vitrellaceae.
GUCCUCUCUCCGCCGCCGGCCGCAACCGACCUCAACUGUCAUGACCAUGUGAGCGCAAUCGCUCACUGAAGCCCUACACCCAGCCCAACAACACCGACAAGCGGCUCGGCUCACUGGCAGCCCCCCUCCCUCCCUCUCUGUGACUUUCUCUCUCUACUCUAUGCUGACAUCUCCCCUCUGCUGACGUCUGUCCUCUUGCUGAGGGGUUUUGCGCCCCUGUUUCCCCCCCUCGCAAAGGCAGCCGUCGUGAGCUCCCUUCUUCCCUCUCUCCCUCAGCGCACAUUAUUAUGAUGGAGGGCCGCUGGCUGAUAGAGCAAGAGCGCCAGCCGACUCGCGCCAAGCCUGCCUGCCACGGGCAGGCGUCCGCCUCCCCUCCCACCUCAUCGGCAGCAAGUCCGCUACCCAACCCGCCCGCCUAUGUGUCGCUCUGCUCGUGCUGCUCGGACAUCUCGUCGCCUGUCCUCAGCACGCCAUCCGCCCCCGCCCGUGUGGACUUCGAGCGUUCUGACAGCUCCGCGACGCAGCUGGACGAAAGAUGGGGCGCGCUGCGUCUGAAGGGCCACGGCGGCAUCGGUAUGGGUGAUGGCGGUGUGUCGGUGUCCAACAACGACCUGGACCUGGACACGCCCACCACGCCGCUGCCCCCGCCCGUCUUCGACGCCCUCCCCUCCACCUCCCCCUCACACAAGAACAGCAGUCAGGUGCGGCUCCGCCUCCCAAUCGCAAACCGGCGCGAGAGCGAGUCGCUCAUGGUCGUCUGCCCAUCGCCGCAAGGCUCCUCCGGGACCAACCGCAACGCGCAGAACGCGGCAUUCCCCGCGCCGUGCAAUGGGUCGUCGACCAGCACGUCGAUAUCGACCAGGGGCAGCGCGUCGAGGCGGUCAAUGAGCAUCUCCCAGACGCCUAGCGGGGCGGGGGGCGGGGGGAGUGGGUGUGGGAGCGGAGGGAGGUGGGGUGACCUGUCGGAGUGUUCGGCCGACAAUGGGCGGACCAAAAUGACACGGGCGGCACUGGUGCUCGAGGAGGCGCUGCUCGGUGAGGGAGGGAAACUGUGUGUGGGUGAGGGUCUGUUCGGCUGCUUGGUUUGGGUGUGUUCAUGCGUGCAGAUGGUCAGAAGAUCGAAGGCUACUUUGACAUCAAGUCGGAGCCGCUCGGCAAAGGGAGCUACGGAUACGGUAGGUGCUCACCAUCCACCCACUCUCACUCGCCCACCCAGUCACCGGCCCACACACUGUGUGUGUAUCGUCUGCUGUUCAUUGCUGUGCUGUGCUGUGCAGUGUGUCGCGCGCAGGACCGCCGGACGGGUGCGUGGCGAGCGGUGAAGAUCCUCAACAAGGCGCGUAUCGAGAACCCCGUCCGCCUCAAGAGGGAAAUAGCUAUCAUGAAGAAGAUGGACCACCCUAACAUAAUGUAUGAACCUGCCUGACCCGAAAAGGGAACCGGAUGGCCAAGCGUUGUGUGCAUCACCUCGUGUGGCUGGUUGGUUUGGUGUGUGGUGUGGUGUGGUGUGGUGUGGUGUGUGCAGUAAGUUGCUGGAGGUGUAUGAGGACGACAAGCAAAUCUUUUUGGUCAUGGAGCUGUGCACGGGUGGCGAACUAUUUGAAAACAUCAUCGCCAAAGGCCACCUCAAGGAGGACGCCGCGUGCCUCCUCAUGCGCCAGCUCCUCUCGGCACUCGUCUACUGCCACGAUCGGGGUAUCGUACACAGGUACACCCUCUACCCCCAUGAUAUACACACACAUCGACGCACGUCAGUCACAUCUGCUGGUGCUAUCUGUCUGUCUGUCUGCAGGGAUUUGAAGCCCGAGAAUCUCCUCUUCUCGACCGAGGCCACCAGAGCCCCUCUCAAAAUCAUCGGUAGGCACACACGGCCGGCCACUCACACACCUGUGUGUGUGUGUGUACACGGCGGCAUCGAUGGAUGGAUGGAUGGAUGUGUGUGUUUGUGUAUGGGUAUGUCAGACUGGGGUUUCUCGACGAUGUGUCCGAAGGACCACGGUUUCUCCUCCACCGUCGGCACGCCCUACUACGUCGCCCCACAGGUGCUCGCGGGCAAAUACGACAAGUCAUGUGACCUCUGGAGCGCUGGGGUCAUCCUCUACAUACUCCUUUCCGGCUACCCACCAUUCCGUAACCACACACACACACAUCACACAUCACACCCACCAAGUGAGCAUGUGGGUGUGUGUGUGUGUGUGUGUGUGUGCAGAUGGUACGGACAACCACGAGAUUCUCAAGAAGGUCAAGUCGGGUCGGUUUGACUUCGACCCCCGCUUCUGGCGGCACAUCUCCGAGUCGGCCAAAGACCUCAUCCAGAGGCUCCUCACCUUCGACCCCAAGAAACGCGUCACCGCCAGAAAGGCCCUCCAGCACCCGUACGCUCCCUGCCCAUCUCCCUCCACACACACACCACGGACGGCUUCGCGGCCUCAUGGGCUGUUUGUUUCUUGGCUUCCCUUCUCCCCUUUCCCCCUCUCUCAGGUGGAUUCUGCAGGACUCCGCCCCGUUGUCCAUCGGUGUGUCGCACCACCUGCGGCCGGCCGUCCCUCUGCCACCGUCGACUGUCGACCGUCUGUGGCAGCGGUUUCGCGAGUACAGGGGCUUCGGCAUACUCAAGCGGCUGGCGCUCGUCGCUGCGGCCUACCAAGUGAGAGGAGGAUGGGUGGCAUGACUCUAUGCAUAUGUGUGUGUGUAUGGGUGGGGUGCGCGUGUCAGGUGGCUCAUUGGGAGGUGGAGGGCCUGCAUCAGAUCUUCACUCUGAUGGACCAUGAUGGAGACGGCACCCUCUCCAUCGAGGCAAGACACACACACACACACGCUUACACAGAGCUCUACCCGACCACAACCUUCGCCCGUCUGGCUGUCUGUCUGUCUGUCUGUCUGGCAGGAAUUCAAGCGCACCUUGCUCCCGCCGCCAUCGCAGCCCUUCAGCAACGCCACUCCCACCCUCCCCGCCCCCUCAGCCCCCUCCCCCUGCACAUACCACCACCGCAGCCGCCCCUCCCUGCAGAAGCGAGGCGUCUCACGAGCCACCCCACCCGCGCCGUUGCCGCCCACAUCCCUUCCGGCCAGCGGCGGCCUCGCCGCGCGACGCUUCUCGCUCGAGAACCGACCCUUCUCUCUCCGCGUCGACACGCAGAUCGGCAAACACCCCCACUCCCACACCCACCCCCACCCCCACCAUGAGAGCGCCCCCAGUAGUGCCAGUGCCUCUGCGUCACCGGCACCCACAACAGCACCGUUCAAGUACCCGUAUGUGACGCCGAAACAGCAGCAGCAGCAGCAGCAGGUGGUCACGCGUCGCGCGCCGCCCGCCUCGCCAUAUCUGGCGCCCAGCGACCCGCCGGCAUGGGCGGCGUCGCCCCCGGUGCUGAGCGGGAUGGACGAGAGCGACGGCGGCUGCGACAUCUGGAUGGAUGUGACGGAGGGCGCAAACCCACAACCACACGCACACACCUACGCACACAUGUGUGGAGGCGGCGGGAUGGGUGUGCGUGGCGGUUGUGGUUGUGGUUGUGGUGUUGUUGGGGAUGAGGCGGCGGGCGACUGUGAGAUGGACAUAGAGCUGCAGCUGGAACUGGAACUGGACGAACUGAUCGAGGACAUCGACACAGACGGCAACCUGCGCAUCGGUGAGGGAGCGAGCGACCACAUCCAUCCGUCCGUCCAUCCACAGAGUGUUCGCCUGGCUCUUGUCGUGUUUGCAGAUUUCACCGAAUUCCUUGGCGCGACCAUCGGCUCUGAGCUCUACGCGCAGGAAGGCGUGUGUCGGGGCGUGUUUCGGUUCUUCGACUUCGACAGGGACGGCCUCAUCACACCGUACGCCACACAUCACACAUCACACGGAUGCGCUUCUCAUGGCUUUGUGUGUGUGUUGAUGGGAUGGGCUUGGUGCCAUUUGGUGGCAGUGAGGACCUCCGGCUGGCCAUCGGUGUGGGCUACAAGGGGGUGGAGGACUCCCGCGGCACACACACUGUCGAGAACGUUGUCAAAGAGGUACGUUCCCUUGGCACCGACACACACACAUGGGCAUGCUCGUGCGGAUGCCCGUGUGUGUGUGUGUGUGUGUGUCUAUGGGGUGUGUAUGGGCUUCAGGCCAUGGUGUGUGUGGGGAUGCCCGUGUCCGGCGACCGGCCGCUCAGCCUGCCAUUCGAGCACUUCCACCGCCUCAUGCAGGGCGGCGCCACACGGACAUAAACAACACGCACACACACAUUGACCUACACUCAGACAGAUAGAUAGAGAGAGAGAGAUACAUCAAAUCAAUAAGCAUUCGGGCUUGUGAUGGUGGCGAUGGUGUUGUUUAUGCGUUGUCAUGUCAUGUGGUCAGUCGUUCGGUCGGUCGGUCGGUCGGUCUAUGGGUUUUGGGUGCAUAAUGUGUGUGAUGUGUGACGGGUGGUGGGGCGGAUGGGUUUUUGCGUAGUGAUUGGCUGACUGCUGGACGAACGAUUGGGAGGGAGGGAAGGGGAGAGGGAUACUAUCGCUCGAGCGAGAGAUGGAGAUGGAGAGAGAGAGGUGGGCUUGGAGGGAGGGGGGAAUUCACCACCCACACAUGGGGUGCAAGUGGUGGGACGCGAGAUAGAUGGAUGGAUGGAUGGAUGGAUGGAGGGCAAUUCAAAAAAAUGGGCGGCUGUGGGUUGAUUCAUACGCUGUCUGUCUGUCUGCUGGCCGUGUCUCCUUUAUUAUGGCGCAUAUCUUAGUGCUUCCGAGUCCCUAGCUGCUGUGUGUUGCAUCCCCCCCCCCCUCCCUCCCUCCACCCCAGCAACCAGUAAGAACGAUAUUGCGAUAGAUAGAUGUAGAGUAGCUGCCCUGUUUUCGAUGUGAUAAGGGCGCACACACACACGGACAAGCAGACAGACGAAUUGACCCACUCUGGCUGGCUGGCUGGCCGGUGUGGGUGGGAUGAAUGGCUGAUGAGUGGUGGGGGGUGACACCAAUCGCAUUAAUAAUCUGUCUCCCUUGAGUGGGUGCGUGUGUGUGAGAGGGUGGGUGGUGUGGUUGAUCAGAUCUGAUAUAAUCAGGGGUUUUCAUCUCUCUCUUUCUGCCCCCUGCUGAGCCUUCCUUCAUUCGAGGGCACACAAUGCUGCUGCUAUGUGUGUGUGCCGUGUGUGUAUAUGUGUGUGUAUGUAUGUGUGUGUGUGAGGGAUGGAUGGAUGGAUGGAUGGACGGCAGGCAGGCAGGUAGGCAGUGUUUUAAAGAGGGGGCUCUAUGAGACGACAGACAGACAGACAGAGAGGGAUGGAUGGAUGGAUGUGCGUGUGGCUCCUGCCCUAUGGUGAUCGUGUCCGUGUGUGUGGGCGGUUAGUGCUUCAUACAAGUGCGUGUCACAUGACCUGAAAGAUGAUGAUGUUAAGAGAGCCUUUGUUCUGUUUUAGUGAGCUCUGUGCGUGUGUGUAUGUGUGUGUAUGUGUGGUGGCAUGGAUGGCACUGUGCUGACUGACAGUGAUACAACUGGCAGGCAGGCAGCCUGAGGGGUAGUAGGUAGAAGAAACAACACACACACACACAUACAUGAGCCAAGAAGGCUCACAAAAAACAAACUUAUGUGUGUUAAGCUCUCUGAGAAGAAGACAAAUCAAAGGAGGAGGACAUUGAUUGAUUGCAUUGCGGGGAUGGAUAUCUUGAGGGAGGAGGGAGGGCGCAUAGGCAGGCAGACAGACAGCACACACACAGAGUAGUACCCUGCCAACGAGAGAAAGAGAGAGAGAGAGAGGAAAGGAAAGGUUUGGAGGGGGCGCUUGCUGCUCACUCUGCUGUGCUGUGCUGUUCUGUGCUCUGCUGUGCUGCGCUUUGCUCGGUGGUGUUUUUAUAGCUAUCCAUCUAUCCAUCCAUCCAUCCAUCCAUCUCUUGUGGCUGGCUGCUGUGUGGAUGUUUGUGUGGAUGGGCUGCCGGCUCACACGAAUUGAGAGCCCUGCCUGCCUGCCUCCCUGCUGUUGAACGGAGCACAGAUGGAUGGAUUGGAUGGCUGCAUACAUAACUCGUGCUCUCUCUCGUACUCUCUCUCCUUCCAUACGAAUGAUUUGUGACAAGCAGGGACGGGGGGUGGGAGCCGAACGGCUGUCUCUGUCUGUCUGCCUGCGCCUGUCUGUCUGUCUGUCUGUCUCUCUGUCUCUCUGUCUCUCUGUCUGUCUGUCUCUGUGUGGCCGCUGAGCCGAAAAGCUCUCAGUAAAUCGCUGCUGCUGCUAGAUGGACCAAAGAUGCUCGUCUCUUCCUCCACUACCACCACCCCACCAGACAACACAACUUGCCCGCCCUUCUCACUCCCUCACGCAUCCAUCGACUUUCUCGUGUGUGCCUCACCGUUUUACGUACGUAUGUGUGUGUGUAUGUGUGUAUGUGUGUAUGUGUGCCGUCGUCGUGUUUCGCUCUCACGUGUCGCCAUUCAUUUCAUGCUUCCGUCCUUUUGUUUAUUUCCUUUUGUCUCUAUGGAUGGAUGGAUGGAUUGACACACACACACACACGCACGAACACACACACACACAUGGAGGCGGGACGGGGGAAGGAAGUGGUUUUAGUUUCCAACCAAAGCGGAAGGGAAGGAAGAAUGAUCGAUGUCCUACCGACAUACACACACUACUAUGUGUCUGCGUGCUUCCAUUCCAUUUCAUUUCAUCACACCCCACCUGAAUAUCAUGAC